CUUCCGGUCUUGGCAGACAUUUUUGUCGUUUGGAGGGACUGACGGAAAACAGCAACUCUGCACCGUUACGACAAGAAAGAUUUUUUUUGCUGUUUCAAACGACUGUCGCCUCAAAAGGAGCAAAUAUGUUCUACACAUGUGGACCCAAUGAAGCCAUGGUGGUCUCAGGCUUCGGCCGCUCUCCUCCACUAAUGAUCGCUGGAGGACGAGUGUUUGUCUUCCCGUGUAUUCAGCAGAUCCAGAGAAUCACUCUGAACACACUGACUCUAAAUGUGAAGAGUGACAAAGUCUACACCCGGCACGGUGUCCCCAUCUCUGUCACCGGCAUUGCUCAGGUGAAGAUCCAGGGCCAGAACAAGGAGAUGCUGGCCACCGCCUGCCAGAUGUUCAUGGGAAAGUCAGAGGCUGAGAUUGCCCAAAUCGCUCUGGAGACCCUGGAGGGCCACCAGAGGGCUAUCAUCGCCCACUUGACUGUGGAGGAGAUCUACCAGGACCGCAAGAAGUUCUCCGAGCAGGUCUUCAAGGUGGCCUCCUCUGACCUGGUCAACAUGGGGAUUGGAGUGGUCAGCUACACCCUCAAAGACGUCCAUGAUGACCAGGACUACCUCCACUCACUAGGUAAGGCCAGGACAGCCCAGGUGCAGAAGGAUGCCAGGAUUGGAGAGGCUCAGUACAAGCGGGAUGCUGUCAUUAGGGAGGCCCAAGCCAUGCAGGAGAAAGUGUCCGCUCAGUACAAGAACGAGAUUGAGAUGGCCAAAUCCCAGAGGGAUUACGAGUUGAAGAAGUCCGCUUAUGAUGUUGAGGUCAACACCAAGAAGGCUGAGUCAGAAAUGGCCUAUCAGCUUCAGGUGGCCAAGACCAAGCAGCGCAUUGAGGAGGAGAAGAUGCAAGUUCAGGUGGUGGAGCGCUCCCAGCAGAUCAUGCUGCAGGAGCAGGAGAUCGUCCGCAAGGAGAAGGAGCUGGAGGCCAAAGUCAAGAAGCCUGCUGAGGCCGAGAAGUAUCGUCUGGAGAGGCUGGCUGAAGCUCAGCGCCUGCAGCUCAUCAUGGAGGCUGAAGCUGAGGCCGAGUCCAUCAGAAUGAAGGGCGAGGCUGAGGCGUUCGCCCUGGAGGCAAAGGGCCGUGCUGAGGCGGAGCAGAUGGCCAAGAAGGCGGAUGCCUUCAAGCAGUACGGAGACGGAGCCAUGGUGGACAUGCUCCUGGAGAAACUACCACUGAUGGCAGAGGAGAUCAGCAAGCCUCUGUCAUCAGCCCAGAAGGUCACCAUGGUGUCCAGCGGCGGCUCGGAUGUGGGAGCUGCCAAGUUGGCCAGCGAGGUCCUGGAGAUCAUGACCCGGGUGCCCUCAGCUGUGGAGAAACUCACUGGAGUGGACAUCUCCCAGGUUACAGGACAGUCCCUGCGUGUGCACUAAGACGACGUGGAGCAUCACGCCGCCUCCCCUCUCCGUGCCUCAGUAACCACUCUGGUGACUCUUAUGCCAUCAAAGCGCAUGCAGGUGUGCCUCUACCGUGUCUCUGUCGUCUCUUCCGCCGCUGUUUCAUGUCUCUUGAUAAGUGCUGGUGUUUUAGCUACGUUUUUUUUUUGUCCAUAGAAGAUCUGUUUAGCUGGAAAUGGUUUAGUGUCUGCAUUGUUGCGCCUGAAACAUUUGUCUGUGCCUUUUCAUCAGCAAUGUGUGUGUUGGCAUCUGCUCCAUGCCCACCAGUAGCCUCUUAAAAUAGAUCCAAAGGUUAUCUUAUGCACCACACAUUAACUUAGCGCCAAACCUAUUCAAAGAGAGUAUUACUACCACACUGGGAAAAAAGCAUGACAAAGUUUGAAAAUUACACAAAAGUCAGAAUUAUACAAGAAAAAAAGUGGUAAUAUUACCAGAAUAGUGUCACAAUUGUACACGGGGAAAAGGUUGUAAUGUUACAAGAACAAAAGGCAUAAUAUUACAAUCGUCAUAAUUACGAGAAGAGAAAAAAGACAAUUGUUACGUUUAUGGGGGGGUGAAUAUUGCAAGACAGAUGCCAUUCUUUAACAAGUACACUUAAUAGAAGAAUCCACUUUGAUGAAAAAAUGCUCAAGUAUUGGAAUAAACUCAAUUACCAGAAUAAUGUGAUCCUUUUCGCCGUAAUAUAGUCCUAAUAUUAUCAGAAUAGAAUUAUGAGAAUAUCAUAACUAAAAUUGCCAAAAGUCGCAAAGUGAUGGGAAAACUGCAAGAAUAUUCUGCAUAAUAUUCCAAGAAUAAUGGUCAAUUUUUUUUUUUUUAAUUACCUGGGUAUUUGGAGACUAAAUUCCCCAGUUCUGCCUCCCGAAAAUAAUAAUUGUUAUAAUAUUGCAAGAUUUAAGGGGCAAUUUUGUGUGAAAAAAACAGUAUUAUUAAAAAAAAAAAGGGAGGACGCAUAUUUAGAGAAACAUCUGUCCCGACUACUGCAUUAAUUUUGAGCAUUUACUUAUUAAAAUUUUGAGAUUUUAGUCUUGUAAUACAACUAUUUUUUAGUGUAAAAUCACAACCUUAUUCUCGGAGGUGUUACUUUUUUGUCGUUUGUUUUUUCAAAGUGGCUGCAAUAGUAAUAAUGAUCUGGGUUUUUGUCUGGUGUCUGUGAUUGUUAAAGGAAGUGGGAUUUGUGGUUGCCAGCAAGAGACACGGUGGGUGUGUUUUGGGGACGGGAGUGGGAGGUCUUACACAGUUAAAGCAAAGGAAGUGUUGCUGGACGUCACCAUUGCUAACUACAGAUUGAACUGUCGUGUAUGUUUGUUAGCUUUGACUUAUUCUUCACGUUUGUAACGACGCUGACUAACAUUGAGGUCCUGUUACAUAGUUAGGAACUCGUAAAGUGGCAUGUCUGUCUUUUUUUGGUUUGUUGUAAUUUAAAAAAAAAAAAAGUUUAUAUGCUUUACUAACAAAUCAGAGCUGUAAUGCAUCUCGUUACCGUGAAGUGCCUGGUCAAGAUGAACUCCUAAAAAGCAAACAAUGUCAGACCUCUUGUGUUCAUCUUGUCGGGGAAUAUAUCACCUUCUAUCCAAGUGGUAUAAGCCAUAACGCUACCAUGUUAUUUGGAAUUUAACCCUUUAACUAAUCCUAUGUUUGUCACGUAAGAAGGACUGCUGCAUGUCUAGCCGCAAUAGUUAGUAUGAAAUGGUCAGCAUUUAUCUAUUAAUAAAGUAUGCUGUAUAAUUAGUGA
This is a messenger RNA of Dunckerocampus dactyliophorus (ringed pipefish), 3165 nucleotides long. RefSeq names its product flotillin 1b (gene flot1b). NCBI's taxonomy places the organism in Eukaryota, Metazoa, Chordata, Actinopteri, Syngnathiformes, Syngnathidae. Gene Ontology annotation, cellular component: plasma membrane. The coding region runs from base 126 to 1409 and encodes 427 amino acids. The record is from RefSeq and is a predicted model, not a curated record. The transcript has 13 exons. Gene Ontology annotation, biological process: protein kinase C signaling; positive regulation of cell-cell adhesion mediated by cadherin; positive regulation of endocytosis.